AUGUCGAACAUGGGCCCGGUCAUCAAGGGGCAAGUCAAGUAUCUCUGUAAUGGAGAUGCACCAUUCAGAGCCAUAGGCGCAGUUCUGUUCCUAGUGGUAUCGGACGAUGUUUGGCAGUUUCACAUCGGAUCAAUUACGGGAAACUCUUUUGUCCACGUCCAGGGAAGGCUGAUAACUGAAGCUCAAGGACCUGACACGAUUCCUGUCCUAGGCCAUAUUUACAUUCGUCGCCUCAUCAGUGCACGAGGACGAUGA
Molecule: messenger RNA, 255 nt
Organism: Puccinia triticina
Lineage: Eukaryota; Fungi; Basidiomycota; Pucciniomycetes; Pucciniales; Pucciniaceae
Exons: 3
Coding region: 1-255 (84 amino acids)
Source: RefSeq, a predicted model, not a curated record